AUGAUCGCUGCGUAUCUCUUCUUUGUCCUCGCUAUCUCUGCAGCGGCGGAAACGAUAACUGCUGUGACGAAUUGCUACAUUGACGAGGGCUCUCUCUUCUGCAUGGGCCCAAGCUCAUCAGAGUACUACGUCCAUACUACCGUCACCAAUACCGAAGAAUAUCCUGCCCAACUCACGAGCUGCCACAGCCAUGGUGAAGAAACUUACUGUAUGUCUGAAGACGGCAAAGUUCCCAUCUUCCCAGCCGCAGCUGUCGAAACGGGUAAACCAGACACUCAGCAAGAACACUGCCAUUAUCACGCCGGCGUCGAGCACUGCGUUGGCGGUGGCGGUACGCGAGACUGCGGUCGUAAAGACAAACCCUACAAGAUUGGCAUUCGCGUAGGAAUGCUGUUCGUUGUUCUGGCCGCCAGCUGUGUUGGUGUUUUUGGGCCGAUUCUCAUGUCUACUUUCGCCCCCGUGCGAUCCAACCUUGUACUCACGAUUCUCAAACAAUUCGGUACUGGAAUUGUUGUCUCCACUGCGUUUUCCCACUUGUUCACCCAUGCGUUUAUGAUGCUUGGUAACGAGUGUGUGGGCGACCUGCAAUACGAAGGUACCACUGCUGCCAUCGUCAUGGCUGGCCUCUUCAUUUCGUUCCUUGUCGAGCUCUGUGCGGUGCGCGCUUUGCGACGGCAGUCGACCGAGAAGACCGACAUCGACUCGGCUUCCUUGUCGCCCAAGGCUAUGGAGAAAGCCGAGAUGGCCAACAUUAGCAUCAUGGAAGCUGGUAUCAUCUUCCACUCGCUACGUACGUCCAUCACUCUCUUCCUACAUACCCCAACUAACGUCUCAGUCAUUGGUAUCACACUUGUUGCAGCCGGAGACAAGUUUUUCAUAACACUUACCAUUGUCAUCAUAUUCCAUCAGCUCUUCGAAGGUAUCGCCCUCGGCACACGAAUUGCCUCGCUUGGCUAUGGUAAUAUUUAUACACCCCUCGUCCUAAGUCACUCUCAUUCUCACUCCACACCUCCUCCAAUUGUUGAAAGAACCGGAACAUCUACUGUCCCACUGUGGAAGAAACUCGUCCUUGCUUCUGGCUUCGCCAUCGUCACACCUGUCGGCAUGGCCAUUGGUAUCGGUGUUCUGAAAGUCUUCAACGGAAACGACCCCGCUACGUUGAUCGCGAUUGGUACCCUGGACGCUUUGUCCGCUGGUAUCCUCGUCUGGGUUGGUCUGGUUGAGAUGUUGGCUCACGACUGGAUGCUGGGAGGUGAACUCGCUGAUGCCAGCCUCCGUACUACGCUUUUGGCUCUAUUUGCUUUGGUUGGCGGCAUAGUUCUCAUGAGCUUGCUCGGAAAGUGGGCUUAA
Messenger RNA from Fusarium mangiferae, 1350 nucleotides. RefSeq lists its product as uncharacterized. The record is from RefSeq and is a predicted model, not a curated record. The transcript has 5 exons. Lineage: Eukaryota; Fungi; Ascomycota; Sordariomycetes; Hypocreales; Nectriaceae. Gene Ontology annotation, molecular function: zinc ion transmembrane transporter activity. Gene Ontology annotation, cellular component: plasma membrane. The coding region runs from base 1 to 1350 and encodes 449 amino acids. Gene Ontology annotation, biological process: zinc ion transmembrane transport.